Messenger RNA from Oncorhynchus nerka (sockeye salmon), 1927 nucleotides. Its product is annotated as alpha-N-acetylgalactosaminide alpha-2,6-sialyltransferase 1-like. Gene Ontology annotation, biological process: oligosaccharide biosynthetic process. The transcript has 9 exons. Bases 55 to 1557 code for a protein of 500 amino acids. Gene Ontology annotation, molecular function: alpha-N-acetylgalactosaminide alpha-2,6-sialyltransferase activity. The record is from RefSeq and is a predicted model, not a curated record. Lineage: Eukaryota; Metazoa; Chordata; Actinopteri; Salmoniformes; Salmonidae.
AGAGAGGCAAAACAGAUCAGCGCAAAACAGUUCAGCGCAUCCCACCACGACCAAAUGCUUCUUUCAAUAUAUUGCUAUAGUCCAUUUUCAGUGUACCUAGGUAGAUCCUCUUUCUCUCUCUUGGAAAUGACAGUCCGACUACGGAGAGUUAUGCCCUUGGCGCUGGUGGUUUUCAUGUGCGCACUGAUCUAUGUGCUUCUGUAUGAACACAUCUCUGAAGACAGCAUCGGGAUCCGUUUCUACGGUGAUGGAAACAUUGUGGCUGUCUAUGACACAUCUAAAAGGUGGAGCUUGCCCGCAUGGUUGAAAAACUUCCACUAUGCCUCCAAUGUGGACUUAAAUAUUAAUAUAACUAGGAAAACUGCAGCUGGUAACUUCAUAGCAAUCACAACCAAAGAAAAAAGUAAUUCCGUGACGACUGACCCAACAACUUUAAAGCAGACCGUGAAACAGACAAAUGGAUUAACAGGUGGACCCAGGUCUGCACACAAGGAGACCCCUAUGCUCCCCCUGCAACAAAAGGACUUCGAGCAAUAUCCCGACUGGGAUUUUGAGGAUGUUUACAUCCGGGACAAGCAAACGAGACAGACGGCCUGUCCCCAGUCUCUGCGGAACUCCAAGGACCCAGGCUUCCAGCAGGCCUUUAUACCAGACGUCCAGUUGUACCUCCACGGUGAACUACUCAACGUGCCAGAGUGGAACAGGCUAGCUCACUUCAAUAACCCCUUUGGCUUCAUGGAAUACACAAACUACACAGAAAUAAAGGCAGUGGUGGACCUGAUCCCCAAGCCAAGAGAGGCCCUGCUCCUGCCGCGGGGGAACCUCAAGUGUAUUCGCUGUGCUGUGGUGGCCAACGGAGGAAUCCUCAAUGGCUCUCGGAUGGGGAAGGAGAUCGAUGCCCAUGACUACGUGUUCCGGAUGAAUGGUGCCAUAACCAAGGGUUAUGAGGAGGAUGUAGGUAAUAGAACGUCGGUGUACAUUCACACCGCCCACGCCAUCACAUCAUCUCCUUAUCUAUUCCAGAAAUAUGGCUACAACAAUGCACCUCAUGACGAGGGUAUAAAGUAUGUGCUGAUUCCAGAGGGGCUGAGGGAUUUCCAGUGGCUACAGGGUCUAUUUGGGAAGACACUAGUCUCUAAAGGACCCUACAAGAACAGACAGCCGUGGAAGGACUACUCAGGACAGUUUGAUGAGACCCGCUUCUAUGUUCUUCACCCUGACUUUCUCAGAUACAUCCGCAAAAGGUUCAUGUGGUCCCAGGAGAUGAAGAGUUCAUUGUGGUCUAUAUUCAGACCUACUAACGGAGCAUUCACACUCUUCCUGGCCCUGCACACCUGUGACAUGGUGGAUGCGUAUGGAUUUAUCACAGAGGACCACGAUAAAUAUCCCAACUACUAUGCUGAGAGGAACUCUAAAACCAAAGUCAUCUUCUACUCUAAUCACGACUACAACCUAGAGAUUAAGACCUGGAAGAAACUACAUGACACCAAGAUCAUCCGGCUUUAUCAGAGACAGGAGGACCCAGAGGGAAAGACAGGCAAAACAAAACAACCAUAAAACCCCGUCUGUCUGCAGAGGUGGACAAAGAUACAUCAAAAUGUGUCUGUUACAAAAUACCCUAAAGAACAAUUGUAAUGGGGAAAUGUAAGAUCAAUAACGUUCAUAUUUAGUUGUGUGGUUAACACAAUGUUAGCAAAUUGAUAUAUUGUUCCUUUCUGUAAUAUACAUGAUUUCCAGUGUUCUGUUUGGGAAUCUCGGGUUGAUGGUGGUCACUAGACUCGAUGCUGUAUGUUAUGGAUUAAACUCAUAAUAGUCAACCCAGGAACUGUGGUUGAAAAUUAGCUGGCUGGCUAAACCUGCACAUUCACUGAAACGUUGAUUAUUAAUGUGCACUAUCCUUGUAAAAAAAUAAACUCUAAUAAUUGUU